CUUCUGGAUCAAAAGCGAUCUGAAAAUGGACAUCAAACCUAUGCCCCUUCCGCUAGAGCUGGUACUCAACGUCAUUACUUGCUCCCUCCCAAAAUACCCAAAUGUGCUUCUGUCUCCAUCGCACCCAAUCACCCAGACCCUGUUGUCAUUUACACUAGUAUGUCACGAAACACGUCGAGUAGCCAACAGGGCUCUUCUCAAGCACUGCGCAUACUUCGCCACAGAAUACAGUAUCCGGUCUUUUCUUCUCCAGAUACCUGGUCGACCGGACCUUCGCAAAUUACAAAAUCUUUUUCUCGCACCAUUCGUUAACAUCGAUGACCAGCCCAUGGCUCACUGGGUUCGAGAGCUGUUCCAAUAUACAUCUGCGUCUUUAAAGCGACUCAUAAUCGAUAUACCGCUUCGGAACUUGUACCCUGAAGAUGAUCAUCUUGAUGUUCGUCGCAUCUUGAGGGAGGGAUUCCUCAGUUUGGAAAACCUCGAGGAAUUUGUCAGUGUUCGAGAUGAACUUUUUCUGGACACAAUUCAACAUAGUGAUGAGCCUGCAGUUUGGAAGAAAUGGUCAGCUCUGAAGCGCCUUGCCCUCUACAACGUAGACGCAGACGAAGCUUUCUGGUCCGACAUAGCGCGCAUGCCCCAGUUGCAGACCUUGGUAUUGACACGAGCUGACGGCUUGCGAGAAUGUAAUAUCAAAAACUGCUAUUCGAAGUUUUCUAAGGGAAGAGCAAUGAAAGUACUACUUAUAAACGUUGCAACGGAUCAAGUGGGAUUUUCGCAAUUACUUAGGAAUGGUUGGGAUUAUGCGGAUCCCGAAAAGAAGAUGACGAUCAUGACCUACAACAUCCCAUCACUAUACGCAGACGAAGGCCCAAUUGAGGUUUGCCAGGAUUUUGUAAGAGCCGGGGCAGAGAAUGGUACGCUUUGGGGUUGGGACGGCGAGAUUAUACAGCAUCCACCCAAGUUCGCUCCUCGCGCGAGAGCAAGGCUGCUCGACUAGUGACAAUGGUAAUGUCCUCCGCUUGCCAGCAUGUAUUUUCGCAGCCUCAUUGUUCGCUUUCGGAACAAACAGUCGAUACAUUGACUGACACGUAUGUAGCCAUUGCCACAACCAAAAC
Aaosphaeria arxii CBS 175.79 is the source of this 1115-nucleotide messenger RNA. RefSeq lists its product as uncharacterized. The transcript has a single exon. NCBI's taxonomy places the organism in Eukaryota, Fungi, Ascomycota, Dothideomycetes, Pleosporales. Bases 26 to 997 code for a protein of 323 amino acids. The record is from RefSeq and is a predicted model, not a curated record.